UGGGUUUCCUAGAAGCUUUUCCUGGAUUUUCUAUGGCUCCGCCGGAAACUCUGAACCUCAACAACGAGGUUGUGAAGAUGAGGAAAGACGUGAAGAGAAUCCGAGUUUUGGUUAUCCGAAAACUUGUCAGGAGUGUUAGCCGACUGAAGACAAAGAAAGGUACUGAGGAUGCACUGUUAAAAAACCAAAGACGGGCCCAGCGGUUACUUGAAGAAAUCCAUGCCAUGAAGGAAUUGAAACCUGAUGUAGUAACUAAGUCUGCUCUUAGUGAUGACACAAACUUUGAGAAAGUCUGCAAAAAGCCAGAUUCCACUGCAACUGAAAGAGCAAUUGCCAGACUGGCAGUUCACCCUCUGCUGAAGAAAAAAAUAGAUACCCUAAAAGUUUCUUUUUUUAGAAGUUCCAGAGAAUUGGCUCCAAAGAGCAAAACUCCUGGCUUUCAGCAAAGUGAACCUCAGACUAAGAAUCAGUGUAAUACGAGGAAACAAAGAACACUUGAUAAUGCAAGACUGCAGCUGCCGCUUCAUCCGUCAUGGGAAGCAAGCAGGAGGCAAAAAGAACAGCAGUCUAAAAUCCCUGUGUUUCAAGGGAAAAAAAUUACAUUUGAUGAUUGAUGCAUGACACUUUUUGUGAAAUUUUCUAUCCUUAAAAUUUUAUUUAAGCUUCUGAUUGAAUACAUCUCAUUUGUGUGAUGUAUAGAUAUGUUUUUCUCUUUUUUAAAUGUGGUGUUGAAGUUAUGUUCAUGUAAGCUUCACAAAUCAACUAUGUAACUAACGUAUUUUUCAUAAUAGGUCUCAGGCUAUUUCCUCUAUAAAAGAACUUGGGAUUUAUAUCUAUUUUACCAGAUUUUCAUAUUGUACUUAUCAUGAAGAGAGUCACACUGGUUUACCCGUAGGAUUUUUCCCUUGAAAAUAAAUGUUGAGAUAUAUUUCAAUUAGUAGGAGAAAACUAUAAGGAAAAUGUAGCUAUUUAACCUACUGAGAUAACCUUUGUUAAGUUGUUCUUGUUAGCAAAAUUAGAUUAAUAACUCUAAUUGUGGCUAUAGAUUUGUAUAACUAGUUAAUCAAAUAAAUAUAAAUUUUUUAAACUUUAAA
Echinops telfairi (small Madagascar hedgehog) is the source of this 1094-nucleotide messenger RNA. It is a transcript of the gene SRFBP1, whose product is annotated as serum response factor binding protein 1. NCBI's taxonomy places the organism in Eukaryota, Metazoa, Chordata, Mammalia, Afrosoricida, Tenrecidae. The coding region runs from base 33 to 614 and encodes 193 amino acids. Gene Ontology annotation, biological process: maturation of SSU-rRNA. Gene Ontology annotation, cellular component: 90S preribosome; nucleus. The record is from RefSeq and is a predicted model, not a curated record. The transcript has 7 exons.